Messenger RNA from Westerdykella ornata, 2001 nucleotides. RefSeq lists its product as uncharacterized. The transcript is spliced from 3 exons. Lineage: Eukaryota; Fungi; Ascomycota; Dothideomycetes; Pleosporales; Sporormiaceae. The coding region runs from base 464 to 1789 and encodes 441 amino acids. The record is from RefSeq and is a predicted model, not a curated record. Gene Ontology annotation, molecular function: oxidoreductase activity.
CAUCUGUGCAAGUUCUCGAUCAUUCCCCGCAUAAGCAGCGUUACCCCCAACAGACCCCGCCUCACACCCCUCCUUCACGACUUCCAAUAGGAAAUUGUCAAGGUUGAAUGAACAAACCGCAUGACCGGUCAGUGUUGCCAUGAAGGUAAUGUUUUUCGUCCUUUAGCAAUGCAUAUCGAGUGCGUACAAACACCGAACUCGGACGUUUUGGUGGUACCUCCCCUAUGUAGCUACUGUAAAUACCACAGUAGGAAACAGCACGACGUCAUUCGUCACUGCCCGACUUCGUAUAAUAACACGAGUCUUCGACUCGAUCAACUUUAGCUUCUCGAUGCUGGUGAGGCCUAUAUCUAGCCAGGCUUUCAACGUUUUUUUCGUUCAAGCACUCAGAUAUACAUCGCAUAGAUCGUGCGUUCGAACAAUACCAUCGCAACGACUCACUGCUACGCUUGGAACGCGAACUAUGGCCACCUCAUCGAGAGUUCAUCUCACCACCAGUCCGAAUGCUGCUUUCUCUCUACCGGGAAUCAGCACAGAGAGCGCAGAGAAAGCUAGCGAGCUGUUGCAAAAGAACCAUGAGAACUUCCACAUUUUUUUCAACUUCAAAGGGUUCCAUAACCAUAUCGUUCACCACCUUCUCACACUCUUUGCCCUAAAGGCUACCCCUGAUGAGCUUCAGAAGGGAUACAACAACAAUGCAAGUUACCAGCGUCCCCAAGAGCCACUUGAAAAGGAGAUCGUGGAAGACAUGCAGGACCCAGCGAACUAUCGCAAGUAUCUCGGCAAGGAGAAAUACUACCACGACUUCGUAGCCUUCUUCCAGGGCGAGAUCGACAAGAAAGGCUGGCAAGCCGUACUGAACGAGUACGUCUUCAAAGGCGACGAGCGCGCUGAUGAUAUGCUCGUGAGAAUGUUCGCGGGCUUUCUGCAUCCUCUUAUCCAUCUCGGUUUCGGUGUUGAAUUUGAGCAACCGGUUAUUAUUGCAGAAGCUCUGGCGCAAGCUGCUGUGCAUGGGGACUGGAUCGGCCAGUUGUUCUAUGGUGCCGAGAAAGAUCCAAAGACUACGGACGGGGGUUCUGGGAAGAGCAUUGUCCAGCUCUUGGAGGAGAUCAGAGCGGAUAAGGAGCUAAGUGCUGCUGCUCACUAUGAUGAUGACAACAAGAUCCGCAAUGGGAUUCUGAAGCGGGCUCCCGAGCAAAUGUUGAAGUAUGCAAGGCAGUACCACGUUUCUGAGGGUGACCUCGAGAAGAAAGUUGCUGAGAUGAUCAACGCUGCUGCGUACUUCACCGGAGCCGCACAAAACCCUCCCCACCAAGUCAAAAUGGACUUCUUCCACAUGCACUGCAUCAACAGCAGCAUCUUCUUCUCCUCCUUCCUUAAACAACCGUGGCUCUCUACCCCCAACAAGAUUCGCCUUCUCGAAUGGAAGGUUCGCGGAGACCUCGCUCUGUACGCCGCUUGUGGCUGCGCAAAGCUACUCGUUGACGAAAUCACGAACUACAAACCCUCUCAUGGUGUAGAUGCGCCAUGGGACGACGUCUUCGAGAGAGCAAGGAAGUUCCCCGAUGACGGCCAUGUAAGCAAGUUCAUUAGAGCGCUGGCCAACGGAGACAAAGUAUGUAGGAAGUGGGAAGGCGAGGAAGGAUUCAUGAUUAAGGGUGAUAUGUGGAGGCUGUUGGCGCAUAUGGUAAUUGACGCUGUGGAGGCUGGAAUGCCACACUGGGUCAGGAAUGCCGGGAUGACGAAGGCGUGGGAAGAGGUCCCUCUGAGGGAUUCAGGAAAGCUUUGAGGUCGUCGUAUCAAGGUAUCUCGCAGCCGUACAGGAGGACCUUUCGGGAAGUUCGCACAGGCACCUGGGGUCUGAGGGGUGCUGAUGGUGACUGAGACUCGACUUAAGCUUGAUGACCGAUGAGAAUGAGUAUUCGAUACCAGACAUGAAUAUUGAGACAUCAUGUACUUUCGCAUGGGCUUCAUCGACAAAUCCAGAUGGUUUCUUCUUAC